AUGAAUAGUGGAUAUGAUAGUCUUAGAGGCAGUAGCAGGAGCUCUAGAGACUCACAUAGAUCACCAGCAGUCAAUUCAAAUACAUCAGCGUCUAUAUUCUCACCAAUUGAUUCAUUGACAAACUUGUUCAGAUCGAAUAAUAAUCUGGUGCCACCUCUAAAUACAUCACAGCAGCAUCAGCCACACUCACCAUUGUCAUCGCCAAACUCUAGCUUUGGUCAUAUACAGGCGCCACAUUCACCUCGCGGCGGCAGCUUCAAUGCCUCGGCCAACAACGCAUCAUCAUCAUCGCCACACUCCUCCACCAAAUACAACAACGACAACUAUGCCAACCUGCUGGCGGCGUCCAAUCGCACCGACUUUGUCAUCUUCUCAGAGUUUAGCGAGCAGACGGGACCGGUGGCGCUCAACGUCAUCCCCGAGCAUGUGCCCCUGUACGAGGGCUUUGACAUUUCCAAGUACGUCGUCAAGAUCAUGUCGGUGGACUUCCAGAACAAGACAAACGACCUGCGCACCUACACCAAGGACUCACAGAUGUUCUUCACACUGACUUCGAUCGAGCCAAGCCAAGAGCUGUACGCCUACGUGCAUCACUUCUCACUGUUUGACAUCAAUGCCCGUGGAUACGUGCGUCCACUAGUCAUUAGCUAUGUGACACGCGACGCCAACAAGAUCAUCAAGUCAUUCGAUCGCUUCCUGGCCAAGUUCACAUCGAUCGUUAACUUCCUCAAGUCCAAGAACCACGUCAUGUUCGAAACAGAGUUUAGACAGCGCAUGUGCGACCUUGACUACAGUCUCAAGUACUACAAGUCUGAUGAAGCAGCAGGUCUCACUGAUAGAGAGAGGGAGAUGAAUAUCACAAUUGUUUCGGACUCAAAGUAUGAACUGCGAGGCAUCGAGGCACUGUUUGAGAGGGAGAGAAGCAGUAGAGUGAUUGUAGCAUCGUCUACGACCAAUGGAGUCGACGGUAGUGCUGGUCCGGAUAGAGACAGAGAUAGAGACAGCUCACUGAGCAGCAGUGGACAGGUGUAUAGGAGGAAGAAACAACACUCUGGAUUGAAGAUCAAGAAACAUGGCGCACUUCCACACUGUCUCGAGUCAUCAUUUGGCAUGGUCUACAUCAAUGACAUUGCGCCCACUUGCAGUGAGCCCAAGUUACUGGACUCAUUGAACAAGACAUCACAUCUAGACAAGCCACUUCGCGAGAUUCCCGAACUCUGUUGUCAGGACAUCUUUGACAAGUUUAUCUCCAAGUUGGAGAAGUGUCACAGCUACUUCUCAAAGUCAUCAAUCCAGUUGGAGUUUGAUCACAUUGAUUCACAGUCAUUAUUUCCAACAAGUACAUUACUAUCAAUUGGACAGACAUCAAUACUCAACUUCUAUUUCAAAGAGGAUGAUGUCAACAACAAGCAACACUACCCAAGAUCACAGAGGAGAGAUAUCAAGCCCAAGAAUCAUCGAUCCAAAAUCCAACUUGAUUCAUCCUCUGGAUCAGAGUCCAGCUCAUACCUCUCAGUCUUCUCCUAUGGAUCAAUUAAUGACGCACUUGAAGAGCUGUCACUAUCACCAUCGGACUAUUUAAAGCUAUCGAACAACAACUUUAUUAACAACUAUACUUCAAACUCACAAACUCAGUCGCCAGCAGCACCAACUGCACAUCAGAAUGGUGUUGUUGGACCAGCGUCACAACAUUCAAACUCUCCCACGACUACUACUACUACUACUACAACCAACAACAACGGCAACAACACACAGACCUCAACGAACGAGCAGAUCCCAACAAUAACAACAACACAACCAAUGGUACCAAUUAACGAGAUCAAACUUGAGACCUUCUCCAAGUACCUAUGGGGCAUCAAACCGCAUUAUGGCCACGGUCUGCUCAGGAUGGCCACAAAGUACAUAUGGAUGAGACAUGCCAUUUACUCGUUGCUCAAGGGUCGUCCUGUACUUGUCUUGGCCUCACAGGACAAGUAUCAACUUAUGAUCGACAUGGUCAUAGCGCUGAGCAUCUUUGUCAUUGGAUCACGCCAGAACAACAGUCGCGAUCCAAUCGAUCUUCACCGAGACAAUCCAAUCACACUGGCAGACCUCUCAUGGCUCAAGCUUGCCGGUGUGCCCAAGACUCCACACUUCAAGAUACCCACCAAUGUCAAUUGCUACAUCAGCAAGAUUGACUUGGACACAGAGGAAUACACUGGACCAUCUUAUCAACAGACACCUGGACUUAUUGAUGAGAUGUUGGGCUUGAAGAGACAGUGGGUCGACAAUGAGGGCGUCUAUCUCAGUCAUGUACUGAACACCUUCUUCGAGCUCUCCAUCAAGAGUUUCUCAUACUACCAUCUGUGCUGCGCCCACUCUCAUCCACUCAGGAGCGACUGCCAUCCAUUCAUCUCAUCGCUCAUUGGAGCCAUUGCACCACUGUCCUACUCCACGUCUGAGCUGCCAUCGCUCACACACUCGGGCAUCUCAAUGACGCCGCCCGACGCCGACCGACCGGCCUCCGACCUGAAGUCCUCUACAUUCACUCUGCGCAAAAGGCCACCAAUCAUGCCCAUCAAGUUCAGGUCAAUGUCCGAGUCGCAACUCACACCGCCCGAGUGUGGGCAGGCUGUUGAUGGCCUGUCAGCCACACUCAAGUCCUCGCAGAACAGCAACAGUAACAGUGCCAGCGAUACAAGCAACAGCAAUAGCAUGAGCAGUCCACUCGCUCAGACAGCGAUCAAGUCAUCUUUGGGUGUCCCGGCAAUAGUGGCAAAUGGCAAGAGGUCUUCAUUGGACAGCUUCAGCUGUUGUCCAAAGACCUUGUUCAAGCGAUGGGAGCUAAGCGCACACGAUCAGACCAUCAUUGAGUUCCUGGCCGAGGUGAUCAAAGAGCAACAAUACUUUGAGUUAUACACUGCCAAGGGUCAGGACAUUGCGCCCAUCAUCAAGCUGGACUUCUCUCCAGUUGUACAUCUAAAGAAUAAACGGUAG
Molecule: messenger RNA, 2976 nt
Organism: Acytostelium subglobosum LB1
Lineage: Eukaryota; Evosea; Eumycetozoa; Acytosteliales; Acytosteliaceae
Exons: 6
Coding region: 1-2976 (991 amino acids)
Cellular component (GO): guanyl-nucleotide exchange factor complex
Molecular function (GO): GTPase activator activity
Source: RefSeq, a predicted model, not a curated record